Coffea eugenioides is the source of this 2862-nucleotide messenger RNA. RefSeq lists its product as uncharacterized. Bases 249 to 2468 code for a protein of 739 amino acids. NCBI's taxonomy places the organism in Eukaryota, Viridiplantae, Streptophyta, Magnoliopsida, Gentianales, Rubiaceae. The record is from RefSeq and is a predicted model, not a curated record. The transcript is spliced from 4 exons.
UUUCUUUUGGUUCUCUCUCUCUCUCUCUCCGGGGCUCUUCUCUUCUCUUCUCUCUCUGGCUGUCUUGGCAAAAAGAUACCAAAAGGUGAAAAAGAGGUGCAUUUUCAUGGUGGUGGAAGGUUUCUGAUGUUCUUGGAGGUUUAAGUGGGCCUAAAAUAUGGUAGGUUGAGAUUGGUUUUGGGUUUUUCCUCUUUGCUAUAUUGGUUUUUUUUUUGUCCCUUUUCCUGCUGUUUUCUGCGUUGUGAGAAAUGGGGAGUGAUGAUGAGGCUAGCAACAAGGGCAUUGAUGCGUCGGUGGGAGGGUUGGUUUGGGUUCGCAGGCGAAACGGGUCGUGGUGGCCGGGUCGGAUACUUGGUCCCGAAGAGCUGCCUGAGAGCUGUUUGGUUUCUCCAAAAUCAGGGACUCCUGUUAAGCUGCUUGGGAGAGAGGAUGCCAGUGUGGACUGGUAUAACUUGGAAAAAUCAAAACGUGUGAAAGCUUUUCGCUGUGGGGAGUAUGAUGAUUGUAUUGAGAAAGCAAAGGCAGCAGCUAAUUCUUCUAAGAAGGUUGUGAAGUAUGCUCGAAGAGAAGAUGCCAUUCUUCACGCUCUUGAACUUGAAAAUGCUCGCCUAGGGAAAGAUCACCCAGAUUUCUGCUCAACAAUGGAUAAAAAAGACGAGGAUCCUCAGGAUUUUGGGAAGUCACCUAAUUCUUUACAUAGUCAAGAAGAUACUGAAGAUUCGGAGGAUCAAAUCAGUAGUUCCGAGGAUGAAUCUGAUUCUGAACUGGAGUUAUCUCAUUCUGGUGUUUCAUUUGAGGAGCCUGAUCAUCCAAAUGCUGGAAAAGAGGAAUCUGCAGAGGGGAGACAGUGGAGAACGCCAAAUGAUUCAGAAGAUGAUGGAACUGAAGGCAUUAAGCGUAUGAGAGGACUUGAGGAUUUGGGCAUGAGUGUGGUGUCAUCAUUGAAAAGGAAGAGAUCUCAGGUAGCACAUGUUCAUGAGUUCCUUAAAAGAAAAAAUCGUCGCCGGCCAUUGACCAAGGUUUUGGAAAGUACUGUGAUGGUUUCGGUACCUGUCUUGUGUGAACAACUUGGUAGUCCAACUAGAUCAUAUCUCCCUGGAGUAUCUGACAGCAAAGUUUCUGGAAUAGAAUCUAAUGAGUCAAAGAGAAGUUUUUCAAUUGCUAACAACAACUCUGAUAGUACUGGAGUUUCAUGUGAGAAUGGAGCAUCAUUUAAUGCAUCUGAACAUGCUUAUGAUGCUUCCCUCAUGAAAUGUAAACAGAAGGAAAAUGAAAUUUCCAGCAUCUUAGGUUACCAUGAAAAUGGUUCUUCUGACAGUUUAUUUGAUGUGCCUCUCAUGGCAGAAGAAAAGCACUCCGCAGUGAUAUCUUGUGCAUCUCAAAAGCCUCAAAUUGGUGCUGGAGCACAGUCUAGCCAAUGCAGUCAAGUUGAAACUAUGUCUUUGGGAAAUGACGAGCUUAAUGAGUCUGGUUCUACAAGUUCAGGAACAGGUGACAUGAAUACCCUCAACCAGAUGAUAGAGAAAGGUGCUUCAGAGUGGCAGUUAAAGGGGAAGAGGAACUCUAGACACACAAGCAAAAUUAGAAGGCAAGAUUCAAGAUACACGGAUGCAGAUGAGGAAUCUGAUGUAUAUUUGACAGCUAUGGAUCAGGAUGUGCUCUCUCUGGGUUCUGGGCGAAAAGCUGAUUGCAGUUCUAUUGGUGGGUGCCUUGCCUUGAAUAGCACCUACAGGCUAAAGUCCAGAACGGUUACUGAUAUUCAACUAGAUGACUUUGGAGGUUGGAGCAGUUCUCACAAUGAAUGUCAUGUUAGGGAUCUAACAGCUGAGUUACCUCAGAGGUCUCUACCCUUCCGUCUAUCCCGAUUUGUCUUAAAUCCAAAGUACAACCAAUCUGAUUUUUCUCUGAGACACCACAUCACAGAUUCUUCCUUGUACGAUGUUAACGUGGAAGUGAAAGCCAGCUACCGACCUCAUCAUGUUCCAUACAUCUCUCUCAUGAGCAAAUUGAAUGGCCGGCCAAUUAUAGGCCACCCUCUUACUGUAGAUGUCUUGGAGGAUGGCUCCUGUGAUCAACUAGUGAGCAGCUCUGAAUGCCAUAGCAGCAGCUAUGAGUUGGACGAUGAUCCAGCUGAAGACACUUAUCCCUUGCGUAGUUUUGAUAUGGUUUAUGAAAGAAGGCCUAAUUCAGGUGGAAGGACAAACAAGCAUCAAGCAUUGCAACCGCGUGUUUCACCCGCAAAAUCACCGAAGGCAAAGAAAAAUGGGCUUUUGUUGAAAAAGAUCCGCAAAUUGUCUUCACUCACCGGACAUAAGCACUGUGAUGUUGACAAAAAACCGGUGAUGGAGAAGCUCAAGGGCCCUGCCGUGGCUUGUGUUCCAUUGAAAGUAGUGUUCAGCAGGAUUAAUGCUGCUUUGAACAGCUCAAUGCGAUCUACGCAUCGUCUUCUUCCACCAAGCAAUGGGUGAAGAAAUUUGUUAGAUCAUAAUGUUGCAGUAGCUGGAAAGGUUACGUUCUGGUUUUAUAGGAAUUUUGAGGUAGGUAGGGGUCUUACUCUCUCAGUAUAUUCUCAACUUCCGGCACUGUACAUCCUCCCUGAAACUAGAAAAUCCUGCUUGUAUAAUAAUGCCAAAAAUUUGCAGUGUGGUAGGCCUUGUAGGGUUGGAGUUAAGGUAUUCUGGUAUUGGGCUGCUUUUUUGCGGUGUACAUAAGAGUGUAACAUUAGUUGGGGUAUAAAGAUUGUGAUCUGAUAUAUGGUCUUUUAAUGAUCUUAUGUCAGAUCUAAUUCAUAAGUUUAGACUGAUUUACAGGGAUAAUGACCGCAGUGUCAGAGAAGAUCACUGGCAUUGACGAAAAUAGCAA